AACUCACUGUUUUUUGUUUGCUUUCUGAUCUGAUUUUCUGAACACAGAACCACCCAAGCAAAAAACAAGCGGAAGAAUCCCCAAAACAAACACAAACAAAAACAAUGGUCUUUCGAAAGUGCGGCCCGAAUGAGAUUAUGGUUGUCUCGGGCAUGGGCUACGCGCAGCCGCGAGUGCUGAACGGCGGGAGCGUCUGGGUCUGGUCGGGCGUCCAGCAGCUCAACCGCCUGUCGCUCAACGUGUUCACGGUCGUCGUCCAGUCGCACAAGGUCUACACGCACGACGGUGUCGCCGUCAACGUGACGGGUGUCGCCCAGGUCAAGGUCGAGUCGCACGUUGACUCGAUGCUCCGCAGCGCCAUCCAGCAGUUCCUGGGCAAGUCGCAGUCGCAGAUUGCAGCUGUUGCGCACGCCACGCUCGAGGGCCACCAGCGCGCCAUCAUGGGCACCAUGACGGUCGAGGAGAUUUACCAAAACCGCCUCAAGUUCUCGACGGCCGUCUUCCAGGUCGCCUCCACGGAUCUCUCCAACAUGGGCAUCAGCAUUGUCUCGUUCACCAUCAAGGACGUCUCCGACGAGGAGGGCUACCUGGCCGCGCUCGGCAUGAAGCGCACCGCCGAGGUCAAGCGCGAUGCCGCGAUCGGCGAGGCCGAAGCCAAGGCUGCCUCGGGCAUCGAGGCCGCCAAGGCCAGCGAGGAGCUGUUCAAGGUCAAGUACACGAACGACGCCCACGUUGCCUCGGCCCAGCGCACAUUCAACGUGCACCAGGCCGAGUUUGACGCCGAAGUGCAGACGUCGCGCGCCCAGGCAGACCUGGCCUACGACCUCUCUGCCGCAAAGCUCACCCAGGGCAUUCGCGAGCAAGAGAUUCAAAUCCAGGUUGUCGAGCGACAGAAGCAGAUUGAGGUGCAGCAACAGGAGAUUGCACGAAAGGAGAAGGAGCUCACCGCCCAAAUCGCCAAGCCUGCCGAGGCCGAGCGAUACCAGAUCGAGACUGUGGCUGCUGCCAAGCGUCUCCAGCUCAUCUACGAGGCUGAGGCCCGGGCAGAGGCUGUCCGUCUGCGCGGCGAGGCCGAGGCGUUUGCCAUUCGCGAGAAGGCCAAGGCCGAGAAGGAAAAGAUGCUGAGCAAGGCCGAGGCCUACCAAGAGUACCAAGACGCUGCUCUCGUCGGCAUGGUCUUGGAGGUUCUCCCCCGCGUGGCUGCCGAGGUUGCCCACCCUCUCACCAGCGUCAAGAAGAUCACUAUGGUCUCCAGCGGCAACGGCGAGGUCGGUGCCUCCAAGCUCACCAACGAGCUGCUCGAUAUUGUCACUCAGCUGCCCCCAGCCAUCGAGAAGCUUACUGGCGUCAACAUUAGCAACAGUCUCCGUCGCACUGUCCAGCGUGUUUAAGAAAAGAAAUCCGAGCUGAAUGGAAUGGGUGGGGGUUUCCUCCGUCUUUGCUUUGGGCUGUAUGUUUAUCCCGAUUCGCUGUUAGGCUUGUUCGCGUUUGUGUCUUGUUCUUUGUUUGGCUGUGAUUCGUUGUUACGAAAAAAAAAAAAUAAAAAGUGGAUGCGAGCACUUUUGGAUGUA
Molecule: messenger RNA, 1571 nt
Organism: Capsaspora owczarzaki ATCC 30864
Lineage: Eukaryota; Filasterea; Ministeriida; Capsasporidae
Product: flotillin 1
Exons: 1
Coding region: 105-1391 (428 amino acids)
Biological process (GO): positive regulation of cell junction assembly; protein localization to plasma membrane; positive regulation of endocytosis
Cellular component (GO): plasma membrane
Source: RefSeq, a predicted model, not a curated record